Drosophila eugracilis is the source of this 2733-nucleotide messenger RNA. Its product is annotated as probable cytochrome P450 4ac2. Gene Ontology annotation, molecular function: iron ion binding; monooxygenase activity; oxidoreductase activity, acting on paired donors, with incorporation or reduction of molecular oxygen. The record is from RefSeq and is a predicted model, not a curated record. NCBI's taxonomy places the organism in Eukaryota, Metazoa, Arthropoda, Insecta, Diptera, Drosophilidae.
CGCGGAUCGGAAAAUUUUUUAAGGCUGAAAUGAUUGUGGAAGUCCUGAUUACAGUUUCCUUUGUGAUUAUCAUUUUUCACAAAUUGUGGACGAAAGUGAAUGAAAAUUAUUAUGUCUUAAGUCUCUGCAAGCGACUUCGAACAGUAGAUGGAAGUCCAUUGGAAAGCAAAAUUUACGUAACGCCGACAAAAACGCGAUUUGGAAACAACUUUGAUUUGGUGAACUUUACACCGGAAAGUAUCUUUAACUUCGUAAGAAAUACAUCCGCUGAGGCCAAAGGUCGAAACUAUCUGUGGUACUUCUUCCAUGCGCCUAUGUAUAAUGUGGUCAGGGCCGAGGACGCCGAGGAGAUCUUUCAAAGUCCCAAGCUGAUCACGAAAAAUAUGAUCUACAACCUUCUGAAACCCUUUUUGGGGGAAGGUUUGCUAACAAGCUCAGAUCAGAAAUGGCAUGCCAGACGAAAAGCCUUGACUCCUGCCUUCCACUUUAAUGUUUUACAAUCUUUUCUGGUCAUAUUCAAUGUCGGUAAGGAAUUGGAUCUUAAUCAGGUCAUUCCCCAAUUCACUUUAAACAAUAUUUGUGUUGCAGAAACCGCACUCGGCGUGAAGCUAGAUAAUAUGACGGAGGGUAUACGAUAUCGAAGGUCGAUUCAUGCCAUAGAAGAGGUUAUGCAGCAGCGAUUAUCCAAUCCUUUCUUCUACAACAUAGUUUAUUUCUUUAUAUUUGGGGAUUACCGAAAGCAGGUGGAUAACUUAAAAAUAGCUCAUGAUUUCUCAAGCAACAUCAUUGAAAAAAGGAGAAGUCUCUUUAAGAGCAAACAGCUUGGCCAAAUGGAUGAGUUUGGCCAGAAGCAGCGAUAUGCCAUGUUGGAUACUCUCCUAGCAGCCGAAGCCGAAGGUCAAAUUGAUCAUCAGGGAAUCUGCGAUGAGGUCAACACUUUCAUGUUCGAAGGAUAUGAUACCACUUCAACCUGUUUAAUCUUCACCCUGCUCAUGCUGGCCCUGCAUGAGGAUGUGCAAAACAGAUGUUACGAAGAGUUGGAACAUCUACCGGAGGAUAGCAAUGAGAUCAGUUUGUUCCAGUUUAACGAACUCUUCUAUUUGGAGUGUGUCAUUAAGGAAUCUCUGCGCAUGUUUCCCUCAGUGCCGUCUAUUGGACGAAAGUGCGUGGAGGAGGGUGUUGUUAAUGGUUUAAUCAUGCCCAAGGAUACUCAAAUCAACAUUCACUUAUAUGAUAUCAUGAGAGAUCCCCGGCACUUUCCUAGUCCACAUGUCUAUAAUCCAGAUCGAUUCUUGCCAGAAAAUACUGUUAACCGACUUCCUUUUGCCUUUGUUCCCUUCAGUGCAGGACAAAGGAACUGCAUAGGUCAGAAGUUCGCUAUUCUCGAGAUAAAAGUUCUUCUGGCGGCGGUGAUUAAGAAGUUUAAGUUAAUACCCAUUACUUAUCUUAAUGACCUUACUUUUGAAAAUGGAAUGGUAUUGCGCACUAAGCAGAAUGUAAAAGUUAAAUUGGUGUCUAGGAAAACUAUUUUUAACUUUAUACGAGAAUCAACCGCCAAAGCCAAAGGUCAGAACUAUCUUUGGUACUUUCUUUUUGCCCCGGAAUAUAAUAUAGUUCGUGCCGAAGAUGCUGAGGAAAUAUUUCAGAGCACCAAAAUAACAACCAAGAAUAUGGCUUAUAAUUUGAUAAAGCCAUUUCUGGGCAAUGGCCUACUGAUUAGCACAGAAACCGCUUUGGGUGUUAAACUUGACGACUUGUCAGAGGGAAACGAAUACAGAAAGGCUAUCCAUGAGUUUGAAGAAGUUUUCAAUCAGCGUGUCUGCAAUCCUCUGUUGUAUUACAACUGGUUCUUCUUUCUUUUCGGAGAUUAUCGCAAACAUUCCAAGAUACUUCGGAUAAUUCACGACUUCUCAAGUAGCGUUAUCCAACGGAAGAGGCAGCAGUUUCAGCAGGAGCCACUUGGGGAAGUGGAUGAAUUUGGCAAGAAGCAGCGAUAUGCCAUGUUGGAUACUCUCCUAUCAGCCGAAGCAAAAGGUCAGAUCGAUCAUCAGGGAAUCUGCGAUGAGGUCAACACUUUCAUGUUCGCUGGUUACGAUACCACAUCAACCUGUCUUGCCUUUACUCUGCUCAUGUUGGCCCUGAACGAGGAUAUCCAAAAACGGUGCUACGAGGAGAUUCAAACCCUUCCCGAGGAUGGUGAUGAUAUCAGUGUGUUCCAGUACAACGAACUAGUAUACUUGGAAUGUGUGAUCAAGGAAACGCUAAGGAUGUUUCCUUCGGCGCCGCUUAUUGGACGAACGUGUGUCGAGGAGAGUGUUGUGAAUGGUUUGGUCUUGCCCAAGGAUACCCAGAUCAGCAUACACAUUUAUGACAUUAUGAGGGAUCCCCGUCAUUUCCCGAAACCAAAUCAGUUCCAACCAGAAAGAUUCUUGCCAGAGAACACUGUUAACCGACAUCCCUUCGCCUUUGUUCCCUUCAGUGCAGGUCAAAGGAACUGUAUUGGUCAGAAGUUCGCCAUCUUAGAGAUGAAGGUAUUAUUGACAUCGGUCAUCAGGAACUUUAAGUUAUUGCCCGCCACUAAGUUGGAAGAUCUUACUUUUGAGAGUGGAAUCGUUCUACGCACGACGCAGAAUAUUAAAGUGAAAUUUCAGAAAAGGGUAAGGGAAUGAUCUAUUAAGUUAAUAACAGUUGCUAUUCUACCAAAUAAGGUACAAUAAAAUAUACACCGCUGUA